This is a messenger RNA of Phascolarctos cinereus (koala), 769 nucleotides long. Its product is annotated as albumin-like. Gene Ontology annotation, molecular function: enterobactin binding. The record is from RefSeq and is a predicted model, not a curated record. Gene Ontology annotation, cellular component: cytoplasm; blood microparticle. NCBI's taxonomy places the organism in Eukaryota, Metazoa, Chordata, Mammalia, Diprotodontia, Phascolarctidae. Gene Ontology annotation, biological process: transport.
CUCAACAUCCUACCUUCUUUCCUCCACCGAUUUCCAUAAAGUAUUGACAAGAUGAAGUGGGUCACCUUCAUUUCCCUUAUUUUCCUCAUCAGCUCUGUUCAUUCCAGGGAAAUCGUCCGUCGAGAUGCACAUAAGAGUGAGAUUGCCAAACGAUAUAGAGACUUGGGUGAAGUGAAUGUGAAAGGCCUAGUGUUGAUCACAUUUGCUCAGUUCCUCCAGAAAUGUCCAUAUGAAGAUCAUAUAAAAUUAGUGAAUGAAGUCGUGGAAUUUGCAAAAGGCUGUGCUGCUGAUGAGACAGCAGAAAAUUGUGACAAAUCCCUUCACCAACUAUUUGGCGAUAAGUUAUGUAGUCUGCCAAAUUUUCGGGAGAGGUACGGCGAAAUGGCAGAGUGCUGCACUAAAGAAGAACCUGAGAGAAAUCAAUGUUUCCUGAGCCACAAAGAUGACCACCCAGACCUCCCUAAAAUCGAAGCCGCUAAUGCUGACACUCUUUGCCACAACUUCCAAGAGAAUGCAGACAGAGUUCUGGGAAAGUACCUGUAUGAAGUUGCCAGAAGACACCCGUACUUCUAUGCCCCUGCACUCCUUGCCUACACUUUUCAGUACAAGGAUGCAGUGGGAGAAUGUUGCCAGUCUGCUGACAAAGCUACGUGCCUCCAAGAAAAGCUUCCUGCUUUGAGAGAAAAAGUAUUAUCUGCAGGUGCAAGACAGAGAUAUCGAUGCUCCAGUUUAGACAAGUUUGGAGAGAGAGCUGUCAAGGCUGGGUAAG